This is a messenger RNA of Vespa velutina, 3108 nucleotides long. RefSeq names its product probable peroxisomal acyl-coenzyme A oxidase 1 (gene ACOX1). Gene Ontology annotation, molecular function: acyl-CoA oxidase activity; FAD binding; fatty acid binding. Bases 495 to 2510 code for a protein of 671 amino acids. NCBI's taxonomy places the organism in Eukaryota, Metazoa, Arthropoda, Insecta, Hymenoptera, Vespidae. The transcript has 11 exons. Gene Ontology annotation, cellular component: peroxisome. Gene Ontology annotation, biological process: lipid homeostasis; fatty acid beta-oxidation using acyl-CoA oxidase. The record is from RefSeq and is a predicted model, not a curated record.
AAUAUAGAGAAUGGAACUUCAUAAGAUGCGACGUACUUGUAAUUCUUGUUAUAAAAAAAGUUACCAGUUUCUCGAUUCAUCAUUUAUAGUUAGUAUCUAUCGAACAGUGUUAGUACUGUUAUAGAAAUCGUUGCGUCGUCAUCAGUUAGUUUUAUUAUCAUUGGUUUACAUUGUAAAUAUUUUUUUUGUUUGUAUGACGUGAAAAGAAAAAGUUUAGAAAAAGAAGGAGUAGAAAGAGCAACUAAAGGGAAAUUAAAGGGAAAUUAAAGAGAAUUGAAGGGAAUAAUUGUCUAACCGAAGAAAAUCGAGAGAGACUGACUCUUUCUUUCUUUUCCUCUCUUAAUAUUGUACGUAUGAAUUUUGUGAAAAUUUGAUAUUAUUUUAUUUAUUGUGAAAAAGGGUGAGUCGUCGAAAAUUAAAAGGAACACGGAAGAAAAAACGAAUAGAAAAGGAAGACAUAAAAGAAAAAAAAACAAAAAAAAAAACAGAAGAAAAUGUAUCGAAAUAGAAUGACAAAAGUGAACGUAGAUUUAUUACGUGAACGACAAAAAUGUACUUUCGAUUCGAAGGAAUUAACUCUUUGGUUGAAUGGUACUUCUGAGAAAAUAGCUAUACGACAUGAAUUAGAAGAUACUUUUUUAAAUGAUCCCUUGUUGCAAGAUAAAAUUCCUGCAGAGUAUAAAAGUCAUAAGGAAACUUAUGAAGAUGCUGUUAGAAAAGGAUGCAUCGUUUUGAAUAAGUUACAAUAUCUACAAAGUAUAGGAAAGUCCGAUAUGCAUACUUAUAUACAAAUUUUAGGUGGAAUGUUAGGAUCGGCGAUAUUAAAAGAUGGAAAUCCAUUAACUUUACAUUUUGUAAUGUUCAUACCAGCAUUAUUGGGUCAAGCUACACCCGAACAACAAUCGAUUUGGUUAUCGAAGGCUUGGUCUUGCAGUAUUAUAGGAACUUAUGCUCAAACAGAGCUAGGCCAUGGAACAUUUAUCAGAGGCUUGGAAACUACUGCGACUUAUGACCCUGAAACAAAAGAAUUCAUAUUAAACAGUCCAACUUUAACAUCAUACAAAUGGUGGCCCGGUGGUUUGGGUCAAACUGCGAAUUACGCCGUAGUAGUUGCACAAUUGUACUCGCAAGGCGAUUGUAAAGGAAUACAUCCAUUUAUCGUACAACUCAGAGAUAUAGAAACGCAUGAACCUUUACCAGGUAUAAAAAUUGGAGAAAUUGGAACUAAAUUAGGAAUGAAUGCAACUAAUAAUGGUUUCUUAGGUUUUGAGAAUGUUAGAAUACCGAGAGAUCAUAUGUUGAUGAAAAAUUCUCAGAUAUUAGAAGACGGAACUUAUGUGAAAGCAACAAGCGAUAAAUUAACUUAUGGUACAAUGAUGUUUGUUCGAGUGGUAUUGAUACAAGAUAUUGCAAGUUAUAUUUCUAAAGCAGUAACCAUUGCUAUUAGAUACAGUGCAGUAAGGAGACAAAGUCAAAUAAAAUCAGAUGAACCCGAGUCACAAAUUAUCGAUUAUAUGACUCAACAAUACAAACUAUUCCCAAAUCUUGCGAUGUAUUUUGCUAUCAUUACGUCUGCAAAUUGGAUUUGGAAUAUGUAUAAUAAUGUGUCGGCUGAAUUGCAUCAGGGUGAACUUGAAAGACUCCCAGAAUUACAUGCACUUGCAUGUUGCCUGAAAGCAACAGCUUCAUCCGAUGGAGCAAGAGGUAUCGAGGAACUUCGACUUUCUUGUGGUGGUCAUGGAUACAUGGACUCCAGUAAUUUACCUGUUACGUAUGGUUUGGUAACAGCGACAUGUACUUACGAGGGUGAAAAUACAGUAUUACUUCUACAAACCGCAAGAUAUUUAAUGAAAGUUUGGAGACAAGCUGUAAGAGGUAAUCCAUUACCACCUACAGUAGAAUACUUGUCUAAUAUAGCACGUGGAACAAAACAGGAACCUUGGGAUGAUAGUUUAAUGUGUAUCGUUAGAGCUCAUCAGGCAGUUGCUGCAGGAAAAAUUCAUCUGGCUACUCAGAAUAUGGAUAAUAAAAUAAAAAAAGGUCGUUCCCCUGAGGAUGCCUGGAACGAUACUAGUAUCGAAUUAAUGCAGGCAGCUGAAUCACAUUGUCGUGCUUUCAUAGUAAUGAGAUAUGUCACGGCUAUCAAUGAGCUGACUACAGUAUCAAAAGAAUUGCAUAUCGUAUUAAAGCAAUUAUGUACAUUAUAUUGCAUCUAUUGGGUAUUACAACGAAUGGGUGAUUUCUUAAGAUUCUCUAGCUUAAAAAAAGAAAAUAUACCGGGGUUACAAUCACAUUUGGAAGAAAUGCUAACAGCUAUUCGUCCUAAUGCCGUAGGCAUAGUAGAUGGUUUUGAUAUACCCGAUGAAAUUCUUGGAUCAGCAUUAGGAGCUUACGAUGGUAAUGUUUAUCAACGUCUUUACGACGAAGCUAUGAAGAGUCCAUUGAAUCAAGAAAAAGUAAACGAAUCUUUCCACAAAUAUUUGAAACCAUUUCUUAAAAGCAGAUUAUAGCGUAUAUGUUAAAUGUUAAAAAAAAAAAGAAAAAAAAAAAAAAAGGAAGAAGUAUGUUUUUCUUCUUUUCUUAAUCUGUUAAAAAAAAAAAAAAAAAGAAAAAAAAAAGGAAAUUUUUCUAAGAAAAAUUAAUUAAAGUAAAUUAAUCCUUCUUGAUUAACAGAUUAAAAGAUAGAAUGUGAUAAUGGCAAUAUGUAGAUUUUAUAUGCAUUUAUAAUAUUAUUGAAAUUAGAAUGAUUGAAUGAGAUAAAGAGAAGAAAGAGAAAAGAAAAUAAAACAAAAGAAAAUUAGUUACUUCAUGUUAUUUUCUUUUUUUUUUUUAUAUAUAUAUAUAUAUAUACUUACGAUUCUUUCUCUCUUACUUUUUCUUGGAAAGAAUUGUCUUAGAUUUUAUAUGGUGCUAGAAUCAAUGAUACAUUUAAUCUUAUCAUAAGACAAAGAUGAUUAGAUGAUUAUUUUUCUAUGUAUUUUUGGUAAAUCUUUAUCGAGGUGAAACAAUAAAGUAUAACUUUUUCGAAUAAUCCACAAUAUUCCCUUUCAUUAACUCGACGUUCUUAUUAAUUCAACAAAUUCAUUGACAAAUACAUAUAUAUAUAUA